GUUUGCGAUGUUAAUUUACAAUAAUUGUAUUGUCACUUAAGCAAUAUCGAAGAAAGGCGUAAGCGAUCUCUCAAAUAUGGAGUUAUCACUUAUUGCCAACUCUAUUUUGCUGUUGCCAUUCGCAGCUGUGAUAGUAUGGCUUGCUUAUAAAUUCGUGGAAGAAAAGAUGUCUCCGCUACAGAAGAUUCCAAGUCCUCCAGGCAGAUGGCCGUUAAUCGGCCAUGUUUUCACUUUUCUCCGAUCUAAUCAACUGGAGGUGCUACGCUCUUGGAGUGAAAAGUAUGGACCGAUGUUCGUUUCUCAUCAAGGUUAUGCAGUAGGGAAAGGUGGCUGUUUACUGUAUAUAGCUGAUCCUGAGCUCAUCAAGUUUGUGGCAAGCAAUAGCCAUAAAUUUUACAGACCUGACUUUGUCGCAAGAAAUAUUCCUAGUAUAAGUGCUGGCUUGUUUGCAUCAAAUGGCAAGGCGCAUGCUAGACAGAAAAGAAUGAUUGGGCCUGCAUUCACUUCCAAAUACUUGAAAGGAUUUUUGGGAAUCUUCAAAGAAAAUGUUGAUAACCUUGUUAAGCUAUGGUCCACCAAGCUGAAAGAUCCUGUUGAAGUUCAUGAUGAUUUGACACAUUUAACCCUGGAUGUGAUUGGUCAAUCUGCAUUUGGUUAUAACUUCAACACUGUGUUGGCAGGGGAGAGUAAGGUUUCUGAAGCAGUGGAUUUGGUCAUUAGUGGAAUGAGUUUUAGACAACUCAUGGGCAAGACAUUUAUUCCCUUUUUUGAGUACCUGCCAACAAGCGAAAACAGGAGAAUCAAGACUGCGAAAGAGAUAGCUGACAACACAGUGUUAGAUAUGAUCAAAGAGCGCCGCAAAGAGAAAAAAGCUGGAAUUGUGAGAGAGAAAAAAGAUCUCCUUGAUGUUCUGAUGGACAUGUAUGAUCAGGAAACAAAUUCAGUCAUGGAUGAUGAGGAGUUAAGGAGUCAGGUGUUCACCUUUAUGGUGGCUGGCCACGAGACUACCAGUGUCGCUCUUGCUUGGACCCUCUAUGAGCUGGCAAAGAACCCUGAAAUCCAAGCAAAACUGAGAGAAGAAAUAAACUCUGUGUUGUGUGAUGGUACUGAGCUGACAUGGGAUACUGUUGAAAAUCUCAUGUACCUUGAAAAAGUCAUUAAAGAAUCGCUGCGGCGCCACCCCCCUGCUCACGUGACAGGCCGUUCUCCAAUUGAAGAUAUAACUAUCGGGGGAUAUCUUAUUCCCAAGGAUACAGUUAUGAUUUUGCCCAUUGAUUCAUUACAGCGUACUUCCAAAUAUUGGCCAAAUCCCGACGACUUUGAUCCCGCAAGAUUCGAUGAGGAAGAGGGCCGAACAGGCGUGAAACCUUACACACACAUUCCAUUUGGGGUGGGUUCGCGCAUGUGCAUUGGAUACAAAUUUGCCUUGAUGGAGAUGAAGGUGAUAUUGGCUACUUUGAUGAAGAAAUUUUGGGUCAGUGAGGCUCCCGAAUGUAAGGUUGAAGCCGUGCCAAUGCUGACAGUCCGUCCAAAGGGACUUAAAUUGCUGAUAGGGCUUGCAACCCAGUCCUGAUUCCAGAGCAAUUUUCUGUUUCGUGAAGAAAUAAACGUAGGAUUGCGGUGUUAUUCUUCAUUACUUUCCAUGAUUGAUCCAGAUAGCUCGCGCCACUGUCUUUUCCAAUCAGAUGCGAAACGAAAACCAACUGCAAUCUUAUCACUUUUCUUGUGCUUGUUUACCUUAAGAAUUUUUGCGUCGGUGUCCGGUCGUUUCGUACCCUUAAAU
Molecule: messenger RNA, 1783 nt
Organism: Pocillopora verrucosa
Lineage: Eukaryota; Metazoa; Cnidaria; Anthozoa; Scleractinia; Pocilloporidae
Product: taurochenodeoxycholic 6 alpha-hydroxylase-like
Molecular function (GO): heme binding; oxidoreductase activity, acting on paired donors, with incorporation or reduction of molecular oxygen; iron ion binding
Source: RefSeq, a predicted model, not a curated record